AUGAAACCCCACCUGGACCCGGAGAGCCUUCCACAGGGGCCACCGCCGUAUUUAGUUGUGUGUCGCUCCGCUGCUAUGGAUCCUCAGCAGCCUGCAUUUUGCCUGAUGAAGCGAUUCUGUCCCUGCCUCAUGCUGCUGCCUCUGCCAAGUCAGGACUGGAGCAAGACUGAUGAACGGCUGUUGUUGGCUGUGGAGCAGAAUGACCCCGACAAGGUGUCUGCCCUCAUCGUCAAAAAAGGCCUCUGUCCCACAAAGCUGGAUGCUGAGGGCAAGUCAGCCUUUCACCUGAGCGUAUCCAGGGGUCGGCUAGACUGCCUGGAGGUAAUCAUCUCUCAUGGAGCAGACAUAAGCGUCACUGAUGGGGCUGGUUUCAGUGCCCUUCACCUGGCAGCCAAAAAUGGCCAAUCGGAAUGUUUAAAAGUAUUAUUGCAGGAGAAACUGGCAGUAGAUUGUGUUGACAGCUUUGGAAGGACAGCACUUCAUUAUGCAGCAAUCAGUGGCUGUUUGUCCUGCACCGAGACUCUGUGGGACUUUAAAGCUAACCUGGACGUCAGGGACAGUGACGGGGCCACGCCGCUCAUCUUAGCGGCCCAGAUGAGCAGAGUGGAGCUGUGCGUCUUUCUGUUGGGUCGAGGUGCCAACGCAAACACACGAGACAACCAAGGAAGGUCGGCCCUGAUGCUCGCCUGUGAGAGUGACAGCAUCGAGACCGUGGAGGCUCUCCUGAGGGGCGGGGCCGACGCACAGCUGGAUGACUCUCUGGGCCAAAAAGCCGCCGACUACUGCGCGACAGGAAGCCAGCGCAUCGUCCGGAUGUUACAGGACGGAGUACCACCAGCCUCUGAAGGUCCAAGCGAAGAGCCCCCUCAAACUCCCUCAGGCAAUUCGUCAGUGCAAGGUGGGACUACACCCCGUAAACGGAAAGCUCCUCCGCCGCCCCCCUCUCCCAUCCAGAUCCAGCCUCGGAGUCCUGAACCCCAGAAGGCUUCUCCUCUGCCUCAGCGAUUAGUCCAGACAGAGGACGAAGAAGUGUUUGAAGAGAUCCGACGGCUGCGUCUGGAAAGAGGCCAGCUGCUUCAGAAAAUCAAAGCCUUGGAACAGCAGCAGCAGAGUGCCCUCUCCGCUCUGGAGGAGCUGCAUCAGCUAAAACAGCAUCUGCAGGAGGCGGAGGCAGAGAGGGAUAGGUUACUGGAAGCGCUGAAGGGGGGGCAUGGAAUGGGGGCCAGUGAUUCUGAGGACAUGGAUGAAAUGCUGGACUUCCCAGCAAAGCUUCUUUCUAAACACUCCAGAGACACUGAUGCCCAGGAUGAGGCCGCCUCUAAAACUAUCGGCCCUUCUGCAGAGCCAGGAACGGUUUCUGAGCUGCGUAAACAAAUAGAGGAACUCACUUCCCAGAACUUAGAACUCAUGCUUAAAGUACAGAUGCUGGAGACAUUUGAGAAGGAUGACACAGACAUGCAGGCCGCCAGUUCAGUCUCUGUUCCCCUUGUUCAGUAUGAGACCCUCAGAAAGGAAUUCGAAGCUCUCCAGGACCGUCUCUCUCAGGCCCGGGCCUUAGAGGAGGCCUCCAGUGUAGCUGGGGACCAAGGAAGUGAGAAGUUUGAGGAUGAAGCCAGCACGAUGGCUCUGAAGGAGAAGCUGGUUGGACUGGAGGAGGAGUUGGUUUCCUCCCGGUCAGAGCUGGAGGAGCUAAAGGAGCAGAUGCGUCUCGGGGUGCUUUCCGUGGACUGCGACGAAGGGGGGGAUCCGAGCCUAGAGGUGAAGCAGCUGAGAGCCAGGGUGAUGCAGCUGGAGGAGGAACUUCGCGAAAACCAAGCGAAGGUAGAAGAUGAGACGGUCAGUCGGCUGACCGAGAAAGUGAAGGAACUCCAGGCCGCUCUGACCCAGAAGGGAUCUGGACGGGAGGCGGAAGGGGACGAGGAAACGGUUAGCUCCCUUCGGGACAGGGUCGCCGAGCUGGAGGCGGCCCUGGGGAACGAGGCGGCGGCCAGAGACGGAGAUCAGGUCCGGCGUCUCCAGGAGCGUCUGGGUGAGAUGGAGGCCCAGAUGAGGAAGUGCGUGCCCCGCUCCGAGCUGGAGGAGGUGCAGGUCACCCUCGGGCUGCAGUGCGAGCAGCUGGCCAGGGAAAGGGCCGACGUGGCCAGGAGGCUCAACGACGCCCUCCUGGAGCUGGACAGCCUCCGACCUCCGGCGUGCGGAGAUCAUGGCGACGAGGAAGAGGAGGAGGAAGAGCACUCAGAGAGCUCAGAGCCCUCAUUUGCGUCAGAGCCCUCCAGGCGUACGUUGGCGGCCGUGAGGAGGGAACUGGACGAGGCCCGGCAGGAGGCGGCCCAGGCCCUGGACUGCCUGUGCGCGGAGCGGGAGGGCCGGGCGCAGGACGCCCUGCAGCUGAACGACGCUGUGCCGCUCUCCAAACACCAGGAGGCCCUGUCCGCCGCCUCGCAGCGGCUGUCCGAGGCGCUGCAGGAGCUCCAGAAGGAGAAAACACUGAGGGCCCAGGCCGAGGAGCUGACCGCCGAGCUCCAGGCCAAACUGCAAGCCGGGCAGGACACCGUUCCCAAAGAAGAGCACGAAAAAGUCAAAGCAGAGCUCCAGUGCGCCCUGGAGGCCAGUGAGAGGAGUGCGGCGGCGGCCCGGGACGCUCUGAGCGAAAAGGAGACGGAGCUGAGAGAGCUCAGGUCCCAGAGGGCCGCGGAGCAGGGCCUGAUCUCCAAGGAGGAGCACGAAGCCCAGCGGCUCGCCCUGCAGGCCGAGAUCAACGCCGCCACCGCGCGCUUCAACGAUCUCACCCGCAAACACGAGAAGACGUGCACUGAGGUGUUCCAGGUGCAGAGGGAGGCCCUUUUCCACAAGAGUGAGCGCCAAGCGGCCGAGUCGCAGCUGGCCACGGUUCAGCAGCAGCUUACUGAGCUGCAGAGCCAGUCCGGCCACGUCCAGGAACUCCACAAAGACAUCCAGGAGUCCCAGGGCCUGGUAAAAGAGAAGGACCGCAAGGUCACUGAGCUGUCCAAGGAGGUGUUCAGGCUAAAAGAGGCGCUGGGAGCUCUCACUCCUCCCCUCGGCUUUGCAUCCUCCUCUUCGUCGUCCGCACAGGUCGGUAACCCGGGGCAACAGAUGGCGCUGCAGAAUAGGAUCUCCAUUCUCAACCAACAGCUGCAGGAUUGGGAGAGAAAACACAAGCAGGUUGUGGCUGUGUACCGCUCCCAUUUGCUGGCCGCCGUGCAGGGCCGCAUGGAUGAGGAAGUGCAGCAUCUGCUUCUUCAGAUUCUGAGGAUGACACAGCAACGACACUAAACCGGCCCCGCAUGAACUAACCCGUCGGACCAGACCUGGUACACAAAGCCAAAACACAACAAACCCGUGUGGUCAGACGUUGCUGCAUGCAUGAUCUAAAUACACUUAAACAAUAGCCUUAAUGCUUUGAGCCAUCACCAAACAACUGAGAGAGAGUUGAAUAUGGAGUGCCUUUAUUACCUGUGGGGACUUUAUGGUAGAAAGGUACGAGUGGAUACAGUGUUUACUUUGAGAAUAGAAGAGGCUGUGUGCCAGUGGCAAGUUGACUGAUUUUAUAUGAUGUUGUUACAAUAAAAAAAAAAAAGAUUAAUGUCUCUGCUGGUGUUCUUUUUGUGCCAUUUUUCAUGACAGUUGAUGCACAAAUUCAA
Menidia menidia (Atlantic silverside) is the source of this 3662-nucleotide messenger RNA. The record is from the annotation of a GenBank genome assembly. Lineage: Eukaryota; Metazoa; Chordata; Actinopteri; Atheriniformes; Atherinopsidae.